GUCCCUUUCGGUGCUUCUCUCCUUAUUUAUAGCUUUUGCUUCAGAGACAAGUUGAGAGAAACGAGAGAGACGGGGGGUAGAGAGCAAUGGAGAAAAUGUCGGGGCUGAGCCACCUCUUCAUGACCAUAUUCCUCCAUAACUUCGCCACGUUCAUGGUGAUUCCCGCCAUCACGGAUGUUACAAUGGCAGCGCUUUGUCCCGGACAAGAUGAAUGCUCUAUCGCCAUUUACACCUCCGGGUUACAACAUGCGAUAAUCGGGCUUGGGUCCCUAGUGAUGAUGCCUCUCAUCGGUAAUCUCUCUGAUAAGUAUGGAAGGAAGGCUUUGCUGACAGUCCCCGUCACUCUCGCCAUAAUCCCAUUAGCCAUAUUAGCCUACAGCAGAAGCAGGAACUUCUUUUAUGCCUACUAUAUCCUCAAGAUUCUCACUGCCAUGUUUUGUGAAGGAAGCGUCCAUUGUCUCUCCCUUGCUUAUGUGGCAGACAAUGUUCCGGAAGGUAGACGAGCAUCGGCUUUCGGGGUUCUUUCAGGCAUCGGCUCUUGUGCCUUUGUCUGCGGAACUCUGUCUACUCGUUUUCUCUCUACUGCUUCCACUUUCCAGGUUGCGACAGUAAUGGCGAUGCUGGCAGCGGUUUACAUGAGGAUUUUUCUCCCUGAUUCCAUUGUAAACGACAAUCUUUCUACUCCAAUUAUGUCGGAUGGAAAACUCAAAGGCAUUGUUAAUCAGGAUGAGGAGUCUGACAAGACAGUGCAGAUGUUUAAAACCAUGCCUUCAAUAGAGGAUAUGCAUGCCUUGUUGAAGACAAGCUUAACAUUUUCACAAGCAGCAGCAGUUUCAUUUUUCAGCAAUCUUGCCGAUGUCGGCCUCCAUGCUUCAUUGCUGUACUAUUUAAAGGCCAGGUUUCACUUCAACAAAAACCAGUUUGCUGAUUUAAUGGUCAUUACUGGAGUUGCAGGGACCAUUUCCCAGCUCCUUCUCAUGCCCAUACUAGUUCCUAUUCUUGGUGAAGAGAAAUUGCUGGCCAUAGGGCUUCUCUUUAACUGUGCACAUAUGAUCGUUUACAGCAUCGCAUGGUCUUUUUGGGUUCCUUAUGCAGCAGCUAUGUUCUCCUUGGCAUAUGUUUUUUCACAGCCAUGUAUAAGGAGCAUCGUGUCGAAACAAGUCGGACCCUGUGAGCAGGGGAAGGCUCAAGGGUUUAUAUCAGGCAUAGGUUCCUUUGCCAAUGUUGCUUCUCCCUUGGUUUUUUCCCCUCUAACAGCUUUGUUCCUGUCGGAUACAGCCCCGUUUUAUUUCCCCGGUUUCAGUAUCAUGUGUGUCGGGUUUGCCUCGAUGAUAGCCUUUGUCCAGAGUCUAAUGAUAAGGGCCGUUCCCCCAAUUUCAAACCAAAGAGUAGGCGACUGUCACUAAAUGUUGAAGUACGACUUCUCGAGUUGAAAUGGUGUCGAUCGGUGCAGCGGAAAGGAGCCUCGUUUCAGUUGCUUCGUGGUCCGAAAAGCAAAUGAAUGAUUCAUUAUGUAGCAUGAAUGUGUUUAUAUGGUUUUAGAAUCUGGGAAUUAUGAUCCCUUGAACUUUGCAAUAUCAGUCAGUUUUUAGUUAUUAGCUAGAGAGGAACAAGAUGUUUGGUUAGCACGAAGCUUUGCUGCAGGAGAAGUGCACGAAAUUUGGAAAAUUAAUUAUUCGUUUUAUUAA
Molecule: messenger RNA, 1688 nt
Organism: Hibiscus syriacus
Lineage: Eukaryota; Viridiplantae; Streptophyta; Magnoliopsida; Malvales; Malvaceae
Product: hippocampus abundant transcript-like protein 1
Exons: 13
Coding region: 87-1406 (439 amino acids)
Biological process (GO): transmembrane transport
Molecular function (GO): transmembrane transporter activity
Source: RefSeq, a predicted model, not a curated record